AUGGCAUUCGAGAUCCGAAUAAAAAAAUGGCAUGCUGUAGCAGCUUGGACCUGGGAAGCUGACGACGUGUGUGGAAUCUGCCGUGCGCCAUUUGACGGCUGUCCUCCGGAGUGCAAGUACCCUGGCGACGACAGUCCAGUUGUCUGGGGGUCGUGCCAACACGCCUUCCACCUGCAGUGCAUUCAGAAAUGGCUCUCCUCAUCGGCGGAGCAAAAGUGCCCGAUGUGCCGACAAGCGUGGGAGUACAAGCGUGCAGCCGAAUGA
This is a messenger RNA of Volvox carteri f. nagariensis, 264 nucleotides long. RefSeq lists its product as uncharacterized. The record is from RefSeq and is a predicted model, not a curated record. Gene Ontology annotation, molecular function: ubiquitin protein ligase activity; zinc ion binding; cullin family protein binding. Lineage: Eukaryota; Viridiplantae; Chlorophyta; Chlorophyceae; Chlamydomonadales; Volvocaceae. The coding region runs from base 1 to 264 and encodes 87 amino acids. Gene Ontology annotation, cellular component: anaphase-promoting complex; nucleus. Gene Ontology annotation, biological process: protein ubiquitination; anaphase-promoting complex-dependent catabolic process; positive regulation of mitotic metaphase/anaphase transition. The transcript has a single exon.